This is a messenger RNA of Syzygium oleosum, 2721 nucleotides long. RefSeq names its product cytochrome P450 714C2-like. Gene Ontology annotation, molecular function: oxidoreductase activity, acting on paired donors, with incorporation or reduction of molecular oxygen; heme binding; monooxygenase activity. The transcript has 6 exons. NCBI's taxonomy places the organism in Eukaryota, Viridiplantae, Streptophyta, Magnoliopsida, Myrtales, Myrtaceae. The coding region runs from base 1002 to 2522 and encodes 506 amino acids. The record is from RefSeq and is a predicted model, not a curated record.
GGUAAUUUGGUGGUUUAGAACCCUAGUCACACUCGCAGUUUGUUCGAAACCAUUCCUACAACGAGUUGAUCUCAAAGCUAGUGAGCAUGGGCUUUGAGGGUGAUUAUGGGGCGAGUGUCAUUCAGAGGUUGGAGGAAAGUGGCAGUCCACGGAUUUAAAUGCUGUCCUUGAUAGCUGGAAUGUCCAUUUUUCUAGAGUUUCACAGAGGGGAUGGCCUGCCUAAAAAUUUCUAGUUCCAAUCACUAGCUCAAAAAUCACUGUGAUAGUCGGUGUGUGCUUUUCAUCGCGUUUAAAUAAAGAAGGCCAGAAUUACGUGCAAGGUUUCCUCGAUUGUUUUGAUGUAAGGGAUGCCAAAAUUGUUGUACAUGUCUGAUCUCUUCUUGGAACUUCAAUCGGAGUUAACUUUAUUGUUCAAUUUAUGAACAUGGGAAACAGAGAAACUUGAUAUGACGCAUGCUCAGGCUAUGACCAUAUGUUUCUGUGUUCAUCAUUGCCUGUACUUGUCAUUUUAGAGUAUUGUUAGCAUUUCAUUGUCUAAGUUGGGCGGCCCCCACUGGUAACGUGUACCCAUCCUUGGGUAUACUUCUACUACGGACUAUGCAAUCGAGGUGGCGCAUGGUUCUUUUUUCUCUGAAUGGGAAACAUUAGACUGUCCGGUUUCUCUUCAAGAAUUGUGGAUGGUAGUUAUUAUUCUAACGAUUUUGAGCCUUAAUUUGCUAUGGAGGUGCAUCAGGAUUCUAACUUCGGUCACUCGAGACGCAGCAUCACCCUAGGUCAGCCAACCUUCAUCAGUCUAUUGUUUGUGGACAUUGUACUUGUCCUUUAGCAGAAAGGAAUCUACGAGUGAGGAACAGCAGCACACUUGUUCGUUUUCCAUUUGCAGCUUGCCAUAUUUUCGAGCUGCUAAAAAGAAAAAAGAAGAAGCCUGUGAUACCUAUUUUGAUUCAUUUAAGAAGAAACAAGCAAGAGCUACUGGUACAACAGUUUAGACAACAGUGACUAUGCCUUUAGGAGUCUUUUUCUCUCUCGUUAUUGUGGGCUCAACUUGCUUGUUCUUGUACCUCUACAAUCUCUUCUGGUGGAAGCCGCUGCGGCUCAGAAAGAAGCUUCAGCAUCAGGGAAUCAAUGGCCCUGUGCCGUCCUUUUUCUUUGGCAACAUCCCUGAUAUUAAGAAGAUUCGAAUGGAGAUGCAAGCCACCAAGGAUCAACAAAGCAUCGGCAAUCGUGUUUCGCAUGAUUACAUGUCCCGCCUAUUUCCCCACAUAGAGAAGUGGAGAGCCGACUAUGGUCUGGUGUUUGCAUUCACACAGGGGAACAUAGUGAUCGUAUGCAUAUGCGACUUUGAUGUAGCGAGAGAGUUCUGUCAAUGCAAGUCUGCUGAAUUCGGAAGGUCCGCAUAUGUGAAAAAAAACAGGGGAAUUGUGUUGGGUUAUGACAGCCUCGUCACUUCGAAAGGAAAAUCCUGGGCGCUCCAGAGGAAAGUCAUUGCGCCCGAAUUUUUCAGUGACAAAAUAAAGGGAAUGGUGGACAUGAUGGUUGAAUCUGUCGUCUCCGUGUUGGAAAAAUGGGAAUCUCAAAUGGAGGAAGCGGGGGGAGUUGCUUCAGUACGGAUCGACGAGGAUUUAAAAAGCCUCUCUGCUGAAAUGAUAUCAAAAGCUUGUUUUGGCAGCAAUUAUGUUAUAGGCAAUGAGAUUUUUUCCAAGAUGUUAGCGCUUCAGGAUUUGCUAAGCAAGCAGCAUGCUUUUGUUGGUCUUCCCGGGGUAAGGCAUAUUCCUACAAAGACUGCCCGUGACACUUGGAGAAUAGGAAAAGAAGUUGACCGAUCUAUUCUGAAGCUGAUGGACGAUGAUUACAACGCCGACGAGCCGAGCUUCUUACAGGCCUUAAUUAACAAUUUCGGUCGUGGAUCGAGCGUCAUCGUAGAUAAUUGCAAGGCUAUGUUCUUGGCGGGACAUGAAACUACUGCCACUGCCGCUACCUUCGCUUUAGUGCUUUUAGCACACCAUCCUGAGUGGCAGGAGCGCGUGCGUGCCGAGGUGGUGGAGAUCCUUGCAAAUCAAGCUCCGAAUAUGGAUAAGCUGCACAAAAUGAAAUUGUUAACUAUGGUGAUUUACGAAACAUUGCGCCUAUAUUCUCCUGGACCAUUCUUGACGAGAGAAACGUCCGAGGAAAUGAAGUUUGGGGACUUUGCAAUUCCGAAAGGUGUCAACAUCUGGCUCCCCUCCUCACUGCUGCAUCAGGAUCCGGCCAACUGGGGCGACAAUGCCCACGAGUUCCAUCCAGAAAGGUUUGCGAAUGGCAUUUCCUCGGCGUGCAAGCUUCCGAAUCUGUUCGUGCCUUUUGGGACGGGGAUACGUACUUGUGUUGGCCAGAAUUUUGCAAUAACAGAAUUAAAGAUAGUUCUGUCUCUCGUGCUGUCUAAGUUCAUUUUCUCUUUAUCCCCAGAAUACAAACACUCUGUGACGUAUAAGCUGUUUUUCGAGCCUGAACACGGGGUACAACUGAAGAUGGAGAAGAUCUGAAAUUAUCCCUCUUCUGUAUGAAUGGCCUGUUGCAUUAAAAGCUGUACCACGAAAUGGUAUAGUAGACGAAAUUGUAGAAUCAUGUCCUCUUGUGGGUGGUCAGUAGGGCUUACUUCUGUGUUAAAGCUAAGCUUAGUAACUGAACAGCUCUUGGUUUACUGUGGAUAUCAAUAAAUUUGACGGGCAGCUGUUCUUCGAA